AUGAAUAAAGAGGAGGAUACCCCUUCAGUCGUCUUCGACCUGGUCGAGGAAGUAGUUCAGACAGUAUCUGCCGUUGCUGACAAGAAAGAGGAGGAUACCCCUUCAGUCGUCUUCGACCUGGUCGAGGAAGUAGUUCAGACAGUAUCUGCCGUUGCUGAGAAGAAAGAGGAGGAUACCCCUUCAGUCAUCUCCGAGCUGAUCGACGAAGUAUCUCAGACAGUAUCCGCCAAUGCUGACAAGGAAGAGGAAGAUAYCCCUUCAGUYAUYUCCGAGCUGGUGGAAAAAGUAGUUCAGACAGUAUCCGCCAAUGCUGAAAAGAGAGAGGAGGAUAUCUCUUCAGUCAUCUCCAACAACGCUGAGCAAGACGUGGAGGUUACCCCUUCAGUCAUCUCCGAGCUGGUUGAAGAAGUAGUUCAGACAGUGUCCGCCAAUGCUGACAAGAAAGAAGAAGAUAUCCCUUCAGUUAUUUCCGAGCUGGUCGAGGAAGUAGUUCAGACAGUAUCUGCCAAUUCURACAAGAAAGAGGAAGAUAUCCCUUCAGUCGUCUCCAAGCUGGUCGAGGAAGUAGUUCAGACAGUAACUGACAACGCUGAGCAAGACGUGGAGGAUUUCCCUUCAGUCAUUUCCGAGCUGGUCGACGAAGUAGUUCAGACAGUAUCUGCCAAUGAUGACAAAAAAGAGGAGGUUACCCCUUCAGUCGUCUCUGAGCUGGUUGACGAAGUAGUUCAGACUGUAUCUGCCACUGCUGACAAGAAAGAGGAGGAUAUCCUUUCAGCUAUUGCAGAAUCUGUCAACACUUAUCAKGURUUGGAGCAUAUGCCUUUAGCAGUUACYGCCGCGGUCGAGGAAGUCGUCCASACAGUAUCUAAUAAGGCUGUCAAGAAUUUGGAUGAUAUCCCUCCAUCUGUUGCCGCCCUGGUAAAAGAGGUCGUCCAGAUUGUGUCUGUCGCUGAACACGAAGUGGAGGCUUCAUCAGGUGAAGACGACAGUAAACUCKUUCCUGGAAAGUCUAAAGCCGAUGUACAAGCUAUCAGGAAAMAGAAGWUUUGCUAUAAAGAAGUGGCCGAGACAUGGCGUCCUGAUCACACGUUUCAUCCUAUAUUCCUUAACCAAGUAACGGGACGAUGCCUGGAUUUUACGCAGAGAGAUAUAUUGAGUCAUCCUCUAAGCCGUCGUGAGCGACUWUCCCUUGUAAGCAGUGUCCUUGAUGAUAGUGAUGUACAGGAAUUGGUUGUUUAUCCCCAGCACGACGAUGACGAAACACUGUAUCUGGGAACACAGGUCAAGAGGAUGAAAGAGUGCAAUGYAUCUACGCAGAAUGCACAUGGAACUGACGUACCCUCUAAUGGAAUAUCUUCCUCGGCUUCUGUUGUCAAAGAAACUGAUAAAACUCCAGACGUAAGCAAAUCAGAUGUUCACGUUAUCAAAKAUAUCCACUCUGUAACAACUGUUGUCGCAGUCAAAGAAGAAGCACCUGAAAACCUAUGUUCAGAGUAUGCUAACGAAUCAAAAGAAGAACUCAAACGCAUGACUGUCAAUGGCGACAAUGCAUCAGCAAGCAACAAGAAAAUGCUGUCAUGUGAAGAUGAGGAGCAACCACCUAAUACCCAGUUACUUGAUCUCAAYAAACAUGUUGUCAAGAAAAGGAUUCCUGAUCCGAAGUUUCAGGCUAUCUUUAUGAACCAAGUAACAGGACAAUGCCUGGAUUUCACAGACAGAGACGUGUUGAGGCAUCCCCUAAGCCGCCGUGAGCGACUUUCGUUGGUUAGCAGUGUCCUUGAUGCUAGUGACAUACAUGAAUUAGUUCUUCAUCCUGAACAUGAUGACGACGAAACGCUUUAUCAAGGUACUACAAGAGUUGAGACUUCAUAUCCACAAGCUUUGGCAAAAGCAAAGCAAGUUGGUGAUAAAACGAAAGACAACUCCAUCUUUAAAGGCAGCAAAGAGAGUUCAAAUCAACUGUUCACGAAAAUUAUGACCGCAUUGCCAGCAUUACCUUUUAAUGGAGCUGCGAAGCUAAGUAAGGGUCCCACGAAAAGCCGCGGUGAAUAUACCUUAACGAAUGAUGAGCAGCAGAAUCAGGGCUGCGGUCUCACCAUGUCAUCAUCGGACGAGAUACUCCAACAGUCAAGUCAUGAUACCCUCAAGAGAAUGCYAAGAAAAAAGCUCAAAGUAGACGACGAAAUCGAGGCACAAAAGAUAAAAGYAACCAUGAUGGAAAUAAACAAACAUCGAGGAAUGUCUCAACUCAGUCCAGUCAGCACUGCRUUUGUUGUAAAGUUCCUCAAAGCGAGGAAGUUUGAUGUCGAUGAUGCAGUGGAACUAUACCACAACUAUAUGUUGCAGAGAAAAUUGUAUUUUGUAAGUGAUUCCUCACCGAUAAGAAAUCCUUUAAAAGCAGAACUAUUGUCYGGCAGAUUUACAAUACUUGAUAAGCGUGACGAUAACGGAACAGCCAUUGCUGUAUUUACGGCUCAGCGAAAUUCUAGAGAGCAAAACCACAGAGUUGUGCUGACCAACAUUUACUUACAGCUCAACGAGGCUUUGAAGAGUCCACAGACACAAACCAAUGGUAUGAURCURUUGURCGAUUUCUCAAAUACGUCAUAUUUGACAAGUGAUUCGCAACUGUGUAUCAACAUCGUCAACUUGCUCAAGGACGCAUACCCUGUACGCCUCAUUAAAACCUUCAUYAUUUCGCCUCCAUUCUGGAUUGAAUCAGAACUCAAAUUUUGCUCAAAACUGUUGCGUGGUACAAACAGAGAAAAGAUUCUCUUUGUCUCUCGAUCUGGUCUAAAGAACCAUUUGUGUUUGGACUGUAUUCCUCAAGGACUUGGAGGAAAACUCCAUGUCGAUUAUAUGUCAUGGAUAGACCAGUGCAUCCUGGGAUAUUCUGAGCAACUUGUAAAAGAGCCAUUAAUGAGGCCAAGAUAUUGCAAUUAUAAAGGAUGACUUAUAUCAAUUGAUGAAUUUGUAAAUAUUGAUGAUUUAUAUAUAUUAGUUUUUAUAAAUAAAAAUAUGACGUGAAUGAG
Messenger RNA from Exaiptasia diaphana, 3032 nucleotides. RefSeq lists its product as uncharacterized. The transcript has 9 exons. Gene Ontology annotation, cellular component: membrane. The coding region runs from base 1 to 2952 and encodes 983 amino acids. The record is from RefSeq and is a predicted model, not a curated record. Lineage: Eukaryota; Metazoa; Cnidaria; Anthozoa; Actiniaria; Aiptasiidae. Gene Ontology annotation, molecular function: phosphatidylinositol bisphosphate binding.